Molecule: messenger RNA, 1615 nt
Organism: Eufriesea mexicana
Lineage: Eukaryota; Metazoa; Arthropoda; Insecta; Hymenoptera; Apidae
Product: G patch domain-containing protein 4
Exons: 3
Coding region: 92-1615 (507 amino acids)
Cellular component (GO): nucleolus
Molecular function (GO): nucleic acid binding
Source: RefSeq, a predicted model, not a curated record
UGAAAACGUGUACCGCUCGUAAAUUGUGUUGUAUUUGUAGGUUGCUAAAUAAGAGUAUUUUACAUGAAAUUACAAUAGCAAAAGUUUAAUUAUGAAUGAUUUUGCAAAAUCUCAGCUUAUGAAGUAUGGUUGGACAGAAGGCAAAGGUUUAGGCAAACAUGAAAGCGGUAUUACAGAAGCAUUAAAACCAAAAUUGAAAUUUGAUACAACAGGAGUGGGACAUAAAGAUAAAGAUUGGAAUAAUUGGUGGGAAAGUACUUUUAAUAAUGCAGCUAGUAGUAUUACAGUUAAAUCAGAAACUCAUGGGGUUUCUAUAUUUGUUUCAAAAGAAAAUGCAACUGAUGAUUAUCUUAAUGAUUAUCAAGAUUUAAGUACAGAAAAAUCCAAAUAUGGAAAUUUUUUUAAGGCUUCUACAUUAUUAAAUGGCAAUUUAGUGGUAGAAAAUAAUUCUAAUAUAUGUGAGAAACAAAAUAUUGAAGAAAAUUCCAGUCGUAUCCCUUUCACAGAUGAAGAGAUAUUUAAAAUAUGUGGUGGUAGAACUGCUCACAAAGGGGCUAGACAUGGAUUAACAUUAAAUGGAAAAUUAAAAAGAAUUGCCCAACAAGAAAAGCAAUUAUUAAAUUUAAACUCAUACAGAAGCAUGUCAACAAAUUUGCAAAACAAUAAUAACAUAUCUGAAAGCAAUAAAUACAAAAAGAUUAACGAUGAAAACAUAAUACUACCUGAAACUUCUUGUGAAAGUGCAAUAGUUCCUAUAAUACACAAAACCAGUAAAAAAAAAAACAAAGUAUUCAUAAAUGACUUGAGUCAUCAGUUAAAUGUUCUAUGUAAUGUAAGUGAUAAUGAUAAAAAAAGAGUACAUACUAUGUCAAAAGAAGAAUUAAAAUUAGAAAAGAAAGAAGAAAGUAGAAAGAGGAAAAGAAAGAAGGAGAAAAAAUAUUUAAUGUCGUUUAAUGUUGAAAGUAUUGAAAAGGAAAAAGUAGAUGAUGAACUAAAUGGUACAUCAUUCCCAAUUAGUCAAAAAUCAUGGACAGAAAUAAUUAAAAAGAAUAUUCAAGAACAAGUAAAUAAUCAUGUUGAAAACAAAUAUAUGGAUAUAUCUAUAUCUACAAAAAAGAAGAAGAAAAAGAAGAAUAAAAAGAAGAAAUUAAAAAAGGAGAAAAAUCAGGAUAUUCGAUAUAAGAAUAUCACUAGUGUAUGGGAAGACGAUGAACUGAGUGGAUCACACGCAAAGAAACUUAAAAGAUCACAUAAACGUGAUUCAGAUGUACAGACAUCUGAUUUACUAAAUUUGAUUAAAGAUGAAGAUAUUAAAACAUUAGAGUGUAAAUUUCAAACAAAACUUUCUUGUAAUGAAAUACCAAUAGAUUCGCAUAAAGUGAAAAGUUCAUCAGUGCGGACAGCCAAGUCUCUAUUAGAGUUACCUGACGCAUAUUUUAAAAAGAAGAUAGAUUACUUAAAUAGUAGAAUAUCAAAAAAGAAACAUGCAAAAUUACGUAAGAAAGAAAAAAGUAAAUUAACCAAAAUAACAGAAAGUUUAAAAGCUGUUCAUUUCAAUACUGAAGAAUCCAUAGAAGAAAAAAAUACUAGAAAAAAUAUAAAAUCUUUCAUCUAA